GUUUACAGUUGCACCUACCCGACGUCCAACUUUGAGCCCGUCGACUGCUUCUGCGGCUUUGUCUGUACAAACGGCUAUGUUCGAUGCGGAACGAACUGCAUCAACCCGGCGACCCAAGUUUGCAGUUCGGGUGCGCCCGCUCCCAAAACCCGUAGGUCGCUGCGAGCCUGCUCGCCGGGAUCGAAGAUUUGUCCCAUCGGCCGGAUCGGUUGGGAAUGUAUCGACACUCAAAACAGUCUGGAAUCUUGCGGUGGAUGCCCCAACGCUGGUGGCCAGGAUUGCUCCGUCCUACCGGGUGCGGACCAGGUCGCCUGCGUCGAGGGGGCCUGCAGGAUCUCGAGCUGCAUCAGAGGGCAAUCGUUGGCUCUGGAUGGCACAUGUGUCCGCGAUUAG
This is a messenger RNA of Filobasidium floriforme, 393 nucleotides long. RefSeq lists its product as uncharacterized. The transcript has a single exon. The record is from RefSeq and is a predicted model, not a curated record. The annotation marks the transcript as partial. NCBI's taxonomy places the organism in Eukaryota, Fungi, Basidiomycota, Tremellomycetes, Filobasidiales, Filobasidiaceae.